Messenger RNA from Coregonus sp. 'balchen', 16301 nucleotides. Lineage: Eukaryota; Metazoa; Chordata; Actinopteri; Salmoniformes; Salmonidae. The record is from the annotation of a GenBank genome assembly.
AUGGAAAUCACCCAGUCAGCCAUGGAGGGGUUUGAGAGUAUGUGUCUAGGUGUGGUUCUUGGUGAGCCCAUCAAACUCACCCUCUGGUUUAAAAGGAACACUAAACACAUAACGGAGUGAUAUUAUUAUUCAGUUACCAUGGAGGUUCUGCCCUAUCAAACAGCCCACUUAUCAAACGCCUUUGUGUCUGUGUCAUGUCUGGAGGUCUGGAUGUCAUCAUGUCUAAACCCCCCCCCCUCUCUCUCUCUCUGUCUGUCUGUUGUCUCUCAGGCCUCAGCAUCCGUGGUUCCCAGGAGGAGGACCCUCCUGACCCCCAGCUCAUGCGCCUGGACAACAUGCUGCUGGCGGAGGGCGUGUCAGGACCAGAGAAAGGGGGCGGAUCAGCCGCUGCUGCCGCUGCAGCCGCAGCCUCGGGCGCAGCCUCAGACAACUCCAUCGAACACUCGGACUACAGAUCCAAACUCACCCAGAUCAGACAGAUCUACCAUACAGAGCUGGAGAAAUACGAACAGGUGGGUGUGAGUCACACCUUUAACCACCUUUACAUCUUUAAGCUUCAUAGGCUUGCAUGAUGUUUUUCAUUCUCACUUUGCCCUGAUGUUCUAGAAUGAUUGCAAGUAAUAUUAACCACCAUGAGUACAAACCCGGGAACAAAAUAUUUCCCUUGUAAUAUUUUAAACAUGUAUAUAUUUUGUGGUUCGUUAACAAAGUCUGGGGAGUAGUGCAGUCGUCGCAGUAAAAUGAGAAUAUGAUCAACUCAUUAGGCUGCCAUGUUGAGCUUCAGCAAAAAAACAGAGUAGUAUUAUAGGAGAAAAUGAAAGGUGUAACACUGAUGCCUCAGCAAGGCGGCGAGGUAAAUUAGACUAAUUUACUCUUGGCACUCUGAGAGGAGUGAGGAAGGGGACGAGAGGAGAGGGCACACAACACUGCCUGGAGUGAAUGCAUCUUUCCUAGGGGUGUUUCCAGGUUUUAAUUAUCGAAAUGUAAAUACUUAACGAAUUUUACUCAGAGUAAUGAACUAAAGUGUGCACUACGUAAAUGAGUUAUUCUAAUUAAUCAUGUAUGAACUACUGGUUUAACAAAAAGCUGUUUAAAUUCUCUCUGUGCUGGGCCAAAGCCAAAUUGCAAAUCGGCAUUUGCAUUCAUAGAUGACUUCACCUAUUAAGUCAUUGAAGUGCUCAGCAGUCGUAUAAAUACUGGGCUGUGUUUUUCAAUGGCACGAUCAGUGAAGAUGCUUUUAACCAAGGGAUGCGGGUCAACUACUGAGAGAGUUGUACCUAGCUAAAAGAUACAGCCAGGAUGACACUAACAGGGCUGGGUUGUGCUCUGUGAUUUCUCUGCAGGCGUGUAACGAGUUCACCACCCAUGUGAUGAACCUGCUGAGGGAGCAGUCCCGCACGCGACCCAUCUCUCCCAAAGAGAUCGAGCGCAUGGUGGGGAUCAUCCACCGCAAGUUCAGCUCCAUCCAGAUGCAGCUCAAACAGAGCACCUGUGAGGCCGUCAUGAUCCUGCGCUCCAGAUUCCUUGAUGCCAGGUCAGUGUGUAUAUAUGUGUGUGUGUUCCUGUGUGUUUCUCUGUCUUCCCAAACUUUUCUUAGACUGUGACCCACAAAACCAAUGUUUCUAGCCUGGAGCAUAGGAAGGUACCCAGAGACAGAACUGUAUGUAGACAUAUGAUCGUAAUAACAACAUUAGAGAAAUGCACUUCCUAUCUGGGAAAAAAUGAAUCCACAACAUACAGCGUCAAACAGCACACUGCAAAUAUUCACAGAUGAUCUUGCCAUAAAGCGCAUGCGUUAUGUAUUGUAGCCAUCUUCUCAAAACAAUAAUCCGCUAGCACCUGAAAGCAGUUUAGAUUAAAUGAAGCAGGAACAAAGUCAUAUGUAAUUGGUGGAGUGGAGGACAUCAGCAGGUGUUUUGGAUUACUGUAAUCACAAACAGUUUGUGGAGGGGAGCUCUGAGGAGAGUGGGAGGAAGUUCAGGGCCGAAGCAAACCAAGCAGAAGCACAUUUGCUUCCCAUUGCUCGCGUGAAGUGCAGUAAACAAGGCAAAAUAAGUUAAUGCUCAAUAACAUGGUAAGUAGUGCCCUGGGGGGAAGAAGGGGUCCCGGAUCUAGUUAGAGUUGGUUUGUUCCCACUGAAGUUCCCUGGGGCCGUGGCACUUCAGGAACAAUGCUCAGCUGGGCAUGUCGUGAUUUCUAUAAUGUACUGAGAUGCACUCCGACUGGGCAAUUGGGCCUAGCUCUCCAUCACCAAGCCUGCCCAUCCACUGCACUAAACACUACACAUUACACGCUUGGACUGGAGAUCAGAGACCAACAGACCAAAUUAAGCAAUGUACUGUAUGUGUUUGUGUUGUGUGUGUUUGUGGGUCUUGUGGUUGGCGGAUGGCGGAUGGCUUGGUCUGUGUUGAUGAGGAUGGUGCUGAAAGCAGGACACAAUAUUCCGCUCCUGACGCCUCUCUCAGACCCCCAUUCCUCCUUAUUUUCACCAUUUAUGUGUGAGAUUGAUUGUGCAAUUUGUCCGUUCCAAAUGGAUGAGUUAAUGCUGGUCUCUCUAAUGAGCUUGCUUGGCCUUUCUCUCAUUUUGUUCACUUUUCAGGCGGAAAAGGAGAAACUUCAGCAAGCAGGCGACGGAAAUCUUAAACGAGUAUUUCUACUCGCACCUCAGCAACCCAUAUCCCAGUGAAGAAGCCAAAGAGGAGUUGGCCAAGAAGUGCAGCAUCACAGUAUCCCAGGUGGGUGCAGAUUCCUUGUCUCAUACGCAGUGGCUGUUGGGUAAUCAGGGGGGAAAAGGCAGUAGAUGAGGCCCCUGGCUGCAACUCCAGACCAGCCUGGAAGGACUAUCAGAGCCCAAUGUCUUUAUCUUACCUUGACAUUGAGCCUAAUGACACCUCAGUUAGGGUGGGUUCAGCCUAUCACAGCAGUAGCCAUGGGGAGGGGAGGUCAGUGUCCUCAAUAUUGGCCUCAAUCAGAGGCCUACAGUGGGUUAGCCCUCCAUAGCUAUCUACUCGGGGCCUGUUAAUCCUCCAUAUAUGUCCACUCUGGGCCUACAGUAUGUUAGCCUUUCAAUAGCUGUCAACUCUGGGUCCCCUGCCAUUUUCUUUCUCAUUCCCAUCCGCCAUGCGUGUUCUCUCUGUCUGCCCGAUCAGUCCAGGUGACUGGAUGUCUACCAGUAUAGGUUAUCCAGUAAAUAAAUAUUAUUUUUUUAAGGUGUACGUGUGUGGUCACAGUGGCUUGUACAUGGAGACGACACUGCUUCACCCACUAAACAUUUUGUUUUUACAGACAAUUUAUGUGACUUUCCCACUUUACCUUUAGCCUAAUAGUUGGGUUAACCUGAAGGCAAUAUAAUCUCUCACACCCAACCCCCACACCCAAACCAAUUUAACAUUCUUAUCAUGCUGCACUCUGUUCUGCUACUAUUGUUACAACUUGAACCAUUUAGAUUUAUGUAUUCUAGUUCAGAUGUUAAUCCAUGGUUGUUCCAAUUUGAGAAUAACCGAUACAAUAAACACUGAUUUGCAAUGUUCUCUCUUUUCUGUGGGGAGGGGGUGUGGAGGGGUAUAUUGAGUGUAGUCAUGCAGUCAGAUACUGUAAAAGCCCAUUCUUUUUUGCCUUCAGGGGGUGGGAAGCACCAUCACAGUAUCACAGGUAUGUCAUGACUUCUCCUGAUCCACUGUUGUUGUUUUCAUUCUUUGUAUAUUUUAUUUGUUUCUGUAUGUGCACCUUCACAGUCUACCACUGCACACAGCUCCCCUCCCUCACACAAAUGGACUGAUAUCCUGGCAUAAAAAAUCAAUCCGAUGCUAUUUUAAUGUAGGCAUACCAUGCUUACAGUUUUACUGUACGUUUGGCACCAAGCAAGCUCCACUGUGAUACAUCGAACGUGUUAUUUUGCUGUUGAAUCUCACACGUUAUUGUGUGAGCAAGUCAUAUGCAAAGACUAGGGAUCAUACAACAUUUCCAUUGUAUUUUCAGCUCACUUUUGACCAUUUGUUAUGAUUGUUAACUACCAUUUCAAGAUACCCAUGCCACCACACUGUGUUUGUUUUGAUGUCUCAUUUCAUAUCAUUUAACUUUUUUGUUAUUUCUAUAAGACAAAUGAUUUGUUUUCUACACAGUAUGCAUUUUUUGUUCGUUGUAGAUAAUUUGCUAGUUCUGUCCUUCUUGGUUUUAGAACAUGCAGUGUAUGUCUAAUGUUCUGCUUUCUACCAGUGUGCUUCAUGUUAGUUGAAGGAGUGGACAUUGACCCUCACAAGUGGAACAAUUCUUUGUUCUGAAUGUUUCACUAAACAGGGCACCUUAGGAGUUCACAGGAGGACAAAUCAGUCUAUGUAGAAAUUCACUUGAACUCAUCUCAAGCCCCAUUAGCAGGGUUCUCCUUGACAAGCCUAGGCCACUGCAGACACUCCUACUGACUACUUUUGAGUUAGACUUCGCCAAGUCCUUUUUUGAGUUUGUCAUUUGAAAAUAAUCAAGCAUAGGAGGAGAGCCUGGUGAAGUCAGAAAAGUGAAUCCAGAGAAUGAACAGAAAUUUAGUGUUUGGGUAUUUCCAAAUCACCUCAAAUGUAAUGGUGAGCUUCAAUGACUGUAGUAGAACUAUGUGAAUCAAUAAGCAUUAAAUAUCAGCCUGAAGGUUAUCAUAGAUGUCUAGGUGGAAUGUACUGCUUUAAUUUAUGGAUUGAUUAAGUAGGUUUGGGUGGGCAUUAUACAAUGACUAUAUUCUUCUCUGACUAGAAGGAACGGAGUGUGAGUUUCAUUGCAUGAACAUCGUUUUGAAAAAAAGUAACCAAACUUAGAUCUGUAAAACAUGUGCACCAACACUUAAAAGCCUGAAUUGGACUUAUCAUCCAAUAAAAGGCAUGGAUGACUUGUUUGCUGGUAAAGUAAACAGCAUAUCCUUGGAUUAUACCAUCUGAGGCCAAAUGUGCUUGUUUGUAGUGACCAUCAGUGAUGCGAAAGGAGCUAAUGGUGUUGUUUAAAAGAUUACCUCACUUCAUGAGGCAAUGGCCCUCUAAAUGCAGGAUGCAGUCAUAUUAUUUCACUCUGUCAGUUUGCAUGUGUGACACUGGGCUCCUAAAUGAAAGUGUGGGAUUGGACGGCUGUGGUUUGUGUCUUGGUUUAUGGAUGUGUCAGGGGCCAUAAUUGAUAUAAUCUCCAGACAGUGCUGCUGUGAGGGGGCACUCUGCUCCCAGGGCACGGACAGGGACUGGGACAGGCAGCCCUCCAGACGGACAAAAGAGAGAGCUCAGAACACAGGGCUGACUCAGCACCGCAAUCUGUGGUUGCCCAGUUCAGAGCCUUACUCUUCAAUUGAGCGACACUUAUCAAUAUUUCAGGUCAUUAUAUAUUUAGGCGAGGGUGCGAGGGAUGCCUUGGGUUAAUGUGUUAAGUAUUAAUGUUCUCUGUUCUAUUAUUGAUAAUAUUAGCAGCAGCACGGCCACUGAAACCACCUUUGUCUGUAUAAUUAAGACCCAAGUGUGAGGCUUUAUUAAAGAGUCUCCCCAAGAAGACCUUAUAAAUCCAGUUGUAUUGAGAUCUUGGAAAGAUCAUCUAUUCCCUUUCAAUGACAAGAGCAGUGUAUUGACCCGGAAUAGGGUAGAAAUGUUAGUGGAUUAUUAACUACUGUUACAUGCCCUCUCUAGUGGGUCGCUGAGAACUAACCCGGUGUCGUGUUCUUGCAAGGAGUCUGCAUGGCCAGUAUACAAUCACUCCCUUUGAUGCAGCUGCUGAGGUCAGGUAAUUCAGUCUUUCAACCUGGCUCCCACUACAUAGGGAAGUCAAUUGAAUGCACGGUCUGCCACAAGAUAAAAGGGAAUUAGUUCUGUGGAUUGGGUUGUGGUCCCUACCUGAUGGUGCCUGCAUUUACACAAUGUUUAGCGCAACCUGUGAAUCACCAAAGCCAGAGUUCAGUGGGCAGGAGAAAAAUGUGUGUAGAUCAGAGGAAGUGGCCCCUUAAUACCCAGGCGAGGUGAUACUAACACUGCUGAGGCUGUGCAAUCUAACAACACCAAACAGUGGUUAAAUACAGUCAUAACAGCUUGUCCUGAAUAAUAGAAUAAUACUGACCAGGUCAUCACAAACUGAUAUACUGAUAUAUUAAAUACCAUUUCACCAUUAUACAAUCUGUCAAAGCAAUUCUGUUUUUGAUUAAUUGAUUGUAAUGCUUUUCUAUUUCAAGCAUUCAUGUAACACUGUUGAAUACUGGAUAGUGAAUUAUUAUCAAUAAUAUGUCUGAGAACUACUGUUCCCAUCACCACGUUCAGCACCAGUAGAACUAUAGCACAUCCAAAACCAGUGAUAGUCACAAUGAUGAUGAUUACGAGUAUAAAAAUGUUCAAAGGCCUCUCAUAUAUUGCUAAUCCAAGCUCAGUGUCAUAAUCAUUGUGUUUAUUAUGCACUAUAAUGCCAUGUAGAUGGGAUACAUAAAAGUGUUGGGUAGUUUUCAUUAUAUUGUGGCCCUUGUGUUAACACAGCGCUGCUGAUAAGUGACUUUUUUAUGAUGCGCUGUGAGGCCCAUAGAUGCCAUUGAAGCAGACGGGUAUACGGCAUCAGCCUUGGUCCUCCAUGUGUUUUCAUAAAGGAUGGAUUAAAGGCAGCUCCAGCCAUUACCCAGAAGCACAGACAGACAAGCAGCUCAGUUUAGCCAUUACUAUUCGAUGAAACAGGCCAGAGGCUUUAGAGAGCUGGCUGGAUGCUUUUUUUUAUCUAUGUUUUGUUUUUUCUCUCUUAAAUGUUAGCCCAAGUACUAUACCGCAGAAUCAUCACUGUUAUUAUAUGCAUUUAUUUUAAUUAACUGUAAUAAUGAUAAUUGUAUACUUUAUUUAGUUCUGCAUUUACUAAAAUAUAACAAUGUCAUUGCAUUUGCCUUAAAGUGAUUUCUCAAAGCAGGGUAAUGUGUUUUUGUUUCCUGUUAAAUAUAUACAGUAAUAUCCCAUUAAUGAUACCACUCAGAGAGAGGUUUUCUAUGGUCUGCAGUGCUGUUGGUGAUCUGGCUCAAAGGGUGAGACUGCCUGCAUCCUGUCUGCUCUUAAAAUCCACUGUAAGCAGGUUAAGUAAAAAGGAUGAUGGCUAGGGCUUUCAUUGCAUCCAAUUAAACCUUGCUUGUUAGUUUAACCUCUAGGUAAACCCAUCAAACAAUUGAUGUCAAGGAAACCAUGCCAACAGUGGCUUCGCCUGAAUGGUCAUUAAUUUUAAUUGCCUAGAUAUUAAAGAUUUAGAAGCACAGAGACAUGCAGGAUAGAAAGAUCUGAUGUCAUGCAAAUCCAGUCAGUUUGUGCUUGCUGCAGUAUUGGCGGGCUGCUGGAGAUAUUAAAAUGUAAGCGCAGGGGUGGAAAUUAAAUAAAGCUUCAUUAGGGGCAGAUGCUCUUUGGCUGGUCCGGCAGCAGGCUGUAGGAGUUGAGAGGGGAGCCAUAGCACGGCGACAGGCCACUCUAAUUUAUAGGCCUAUUAAAACACAACCCUAAUCUCAUUAUUAUUCCACUAUUAUUGCAGAGCCAGCAUUCACACACUGGUUUUACCCCAUGCAAAGAAAAUGUCAAUCUUUCUUUCUUUCUACUAUGAGGUUAGACGGUUUUAUCUCUAUCACCGUGCAGUAAUAGUGAAGUAGUAGUCAUAGUGAUAUAAUAUAAAUAUUGAAAUGUAGAAAUGUAAAUAUAGAAACUGCACUAUAGAAAUCUAGAAGCUUUUAAUGUUAGCAUUUACUAGUAUCAUUAAAGUGAGGUUUCAGGUUUCAAUUUAAAGAGACACAGCAAACAUUGUCCUGAGAUUUGUAUUUCAUAUGGAUGCAAAAGUUCCUCAUAAAUGUUAUGUUAUACAGUGCCUUAAGAAAGUAUUCAUACCCCUUGACUUAUUCCACAUUUUGUUGCGUUACAGCCUGAAUUCGAAAUUGAUUAAAUAUAUUUUUACUCACCCAUCUACACAUAAUACCCCAUAAUGACAAAGUGAAAACAUGUUUUUAGAAAUGUUUGCAAAUGUAUUGAAAAUCAAAUACAGACAUAAUGUAUCUAAUUUACAUAAGUAUUCACACCCCUGAGUCAAUACAUGUCACCUUUGGCAGUGAUUACAGCUGUGAGUCUUUCUGGGUAAGUCUAAGAGCUUUGUACACCUGGAUUGUACAAUAUUUGCUAGAUGGUUGUUGAUCAUUGCUAGACAGCCAUUUUCAAGUCUUGCCAUAGAUUUUCAAGCCAAUUUAAGUCAAAACUGUAACUAGACCACUCAGGAACAUUCAAUGUCAUCUUGGUAAGCAACUGCAGUCUAUAUUUGGCCUUGUGUUUUAGGUUAUUGUCCUGCUGAAAGGUGAAUUUGUCUCCCAGUGUCAGUUGGAAAGCAGACUGAACCAGGUUUUCCUCUAGGCUUUUGCCUGUGCUUAGCUCUAUUCCGUUUCUUUUUAUCCUAAAAUGCUCCGUAGUCCUUACCGAUGACAAGCAUAUCCAUAACAUGAUGCAGCCACCACUGUGCUUGAAAAUAUGGAGUGGUACUUAGUGAUGUGUUGUGUUGGAUUUGCCCCAAACAAAAUGCUUUGCAUUCAGGACAUAAAGUUAAUUUCUUUGCCACAUUUGCAGUUUUACUUAUUGCCUUAUUGCAAACAGGAUGCAUGUUUUAGAAUAGUUUUUAUUCUGUAAAGGCUUCCUUCUUUUCGCUCUGUCAUUUAGGUUAGUAUUGUGGAGUAACUACAAUUGUUGUUGAUCCAUCCUCAGUUUUCUCCUAUCACAGCCAUUAAACUCUGAAACUGUUUUAAAGUCACCAUUGGCCUCAUGGUGAAAUCACUAAGUGGUUUCCUUCCUCUCCGGCAACUGAGUUAGGAGUGUAAUGAUGCACCAUCCAAAGUGUAAUUAAUAACUUCACCAUGCUCAAAGGGAUAUUCAAUGUCUGCUACCAAUAGGUGCCCUUUGUGAGGCAUUGGAGAACCUCCUUGGUCUAAAUCUCAAUUUAAUUAAUUUAAAAUCCAGGAUGUAACACAACAAAACGUGGGAAAAGUCAAGGCGUGUGAAUACUUUCUGAAGGCACGGUAGGUCUCACGGUUACUCGUUGACCUCACCAUAGCACCACAAUGCCUGUGUCCUGUGUUUUGCAGGCCGGCUGACAGAAUGUGCAGUGGCCAGCCAUGGGUUUGAUGCUCUGCACUGAUGUAGUAUGCAAUAUUCUUCAUUAAUAUUAAUCUGUGUAUCUGUUAAAGACACAAGCAAGUUCUACCACCAAUGCAGAAGCAAACAAGUCUAUACAUUUCUUUGAGUAUAGUAACAGAACGUGUUUCCUUAACACUAGGCCUGGCAAUGUAAUACAGUCAGGAGAACUUUUCAGUUUGUGUUGUGGGAGACGAGCAACCCCUGGUGUGUUGGCUUUGUCAAGAGACAAACAGAGAGCAUGUCAUGCUCCCUUUUAUGAAAACGCACAAGUGAUUCCUGAUUAUUGCUUAAUUAGCCUGCAUACCCAGUGGACAUUACUGCAGGGGCUGGGAAUUGGGUACUUGAUGGACCUAAACGUCUUGAAACAAUCACACUGCUCAGUGCACAGUGCCUUGGCUGCUUGACGUCUGACACCUCGGCUCUCCCUCUGCUUUCUCCCCCAGGUAUCCAACUGGUUCGGCAACAAGAGAAUCCGGUACAAGAAGAACAUAGGCAAGUUCCAGGAAGAAGCUAACCUGUACGCUGCUAAGACUGCAGUUACAGCAGCGCAUGCAGUGGCCGCCGCAGUGCAGAACAGCCAGACCAACUCCCCUACCACACCCAACUCCGGUAGGCACCCCUGUGCAGGCCCUAACUCUGCCAUCCAACCCCAGCCCUCAGCCCCCAGCCCCCCCAUGCCUCACCCCCACUCACGCACCAUUCACUCAGGCAGGAGUGACAGGCACUGCUCCCAGCCUGGGGAUCACAGUCUCCUGUCUUUGAGACAGUCGAUGCCAAAUAAGACAAGCAAACUCAUGCAUAAAGAGUGCGUUCUUGGUUUGUGAACCGAGAACAGAUGUAUUUCUGGGAAAAAGACAAUUCAAAAUGAUGUCACUGAGGUUUUGUUUUCCCUUGACUUUUCCUCAAACCCCCCUCUAAUUUGUCAAACUGUAGUUCCAAUGUAUGUUAGUACAUUUUAUUUUAAGAGAGAUUAAAAAUAAUAGCUGGGAGCAGUUACAGUAGACUCUGAAUAGGUAACCAAUGUGGAAUAACAACAAUAAUGCACACAAUUAUUAAUGAAUAGGACUCACAAAUGAUAAUACAAAGUCAUCCAACACAAUGUAUAGUCCAGGAGAAUGACUGUGAUUUUGGACUUGGCUGACGUGACAAGGGGAUGUGAUCUGGUAAGCGAUAGCUAUUUGAAGUGGUCCCCUUUUUCUUGCACCCAGGAUUCCAGAUGAAAGAUGAAGAAUUUCAGCUGGACUCUGCAGAGAGCAAAAACACUCUUUUAACCAACAUGUUUACUGGUACUGCUCUUUUCAUAAGCUUCUUAUUGUCCUUGUCAUUGGCAUAUGAUAUUUCCCCACUAACAGUAGACAGGGAUUAUGGGAUGUGGAACAAAUUGGGAGCUUAAAGCGACCAGCCACAUAUUGAAUCUCUGUUUGUGUCAUGUGACUUUCAUUGUUUGUUUUGCCUCCUUUUUGUGGAAAAUCAGUAUAGCUUCUCAGAGUUCUGACAUGACCAUAAUCCUCUCCUCUAUCUUGUAUUUCCUUGUUUUCCGUCCUUUACUUUUGUAGUUGCUUACUUUCUGGGAAUCUAGUAACUGAGUGUAGUAGUGGGCGUUGUGUUCCUAUGUACAGUAGAUUGUUUCUACGUUUGUGUCUUUCUGUGUGUGUGUUUAGUUAGUGUUUACUCUUCCCUCGUAGCCCUCUAUAUAGUUAUUCAGCUACUUACAUCUUCCCUUUCCAGGUUCUUCAGGUUCUUUUAACCUCCCAAACUCUGGGGACAUGUUCUUGAGCAUGCAGUCUCUGAAUGGGGAUUCUUACCAAGGGGCACAAGUCGGAGUCAAUGUGCAGUCACAGGUAGGAGCCAAAAACAGGGACAGGUCCUGUGUGCAAAUGCACAGAGCCGUCCCAGUUUUGCCUGUGUGCUGAGCCAUCCACAGUGCAGUCUGAAGUACAGUAACUAAGACAUGCUGCCCACAUUGGGCCAGCUCAAAUUCCCACAGUCAGGUCUAUUCUGCAAAAGUGAGCAACACUGUGAGCUACAUUUUCUUUUUUACUGACUGUAAUUCGCUUUGGAUGGAAUAUUCUGGCCUACCUAAAAAUAUCCCACCCCAUUGCUAUCAACAAUUAUUUCUAAAAGCCUCCAGAAAAUGGAUUUAUUUCAUCUGUAACAGACUCGAUUGAAGUUUCCAUUUUGUGAAUGCAUUUGGCUUUGACUUGAGCUCUUGGGUUGGUGUUGGGUUUUAUGCUUCCCUACAUACCUCUCUUGUAUCCUUUCCUGUCUUUGUCUCAUUUUGGUUGUGUUGUAUAUUGUUGUUGUUGUUGUUGUCAUCCAUUAUGUUAUUUCUUCAGGUUCAGAGACACAUAGAGGAACAUAACCAUACGCAUGUCAAAUGAACCCGUUAGAACUAGAGACUUAUGGCUUUAACAAUUUAAAGAACAUAUGAAUCAUGUCCAUACAAUACAACUGUAUUGUCCAUAUGUCCGCAUCAUUAUGUCCAUUCUGAUGUAUUCCUCCCCCCUAUUUGUUUGUGCGUAUGGUUUUGUUAACAAAACACAUUGUUGUGUGUUUGAAUACUGUAUGUGUAUAGUGUGGCCAUGCUUUUCCCAAUGGUAUGUCUCAAUGUUAGAAUUUAGACAUUUUCCACAAUAACUUUCCACAUAGCUAUAGGUAGAGUAGACAUUUGCGCCAACAUCUAGAUAACAGUGGAUAUACUCUAAAUACAUUGGAUAGUGCACACACCCAUCAUAGCACCAUGGAGAGGUUAGUCUGGUUAAUGUGUUGUCUGUGUCUCAUAGUCCCUUUCCACAUGGAGUAAGUCCUGUAUGAUUUUAAAUGUGGCAUUGAGCAUGUGUGUUCAUGUAAACCCCCACAGUGUGUUGACAGCCAUGCCCACUCUCUCUCUCCCCACAGGUGGAUACCCUGCGCCAUGUUAUCAGUCAGACGGCAGGAUACAGUGAAGCUCUGGGGGGGAACACUAUGUACAGCCCAAAUUGCUUGAAUGUAAGUGUCUCGGUUUUCUCUUCCUGUAGGUACCAUUCUGGAGACCGUGGUUAAUUACAGUACCUUGAGCAGACCUUGUCCAAACUGGAUCCAUUCUACUGUAAACAUUAGACACAUUAUGGUAGCAAGCUUAGCUCAGAUACAGAACACCCCGCAUUGCUGCCCACUGUGUGAUAAAAGUGAUAUCUUAGGCAAAUGAAUUGCACUAAUUUAUUUUAUUUCUUGACCCGUUAUACAUUUUCUUUUCUUAGAAAAAAGUGUUGAAUGUUACUUUAAAAGGUUUAAUGGAAAUCUAGGAUGUCAGGAACAUAGUGAGAAUAGAUAGUAGCAGCUGGGUAAUCUGAGCGCAGUGAGCCAGGGAAGUGAGAAACUCCAUUCAGCACUGCCGUAGCAAGUGAUUGAGCUUCUUAAAGGAUGGAGCAAACAUGUGACAUAGGAGAUUAGAGAUUGUAGAAAUGUUGUCACAUUUUCAUUGCAGGAGGAUAAAAGCAGAGUUUAAUAAAACACACCUAGAUCAUAGUGCAGGUGGAAUAAAAAUACAUUUCAUUUAAAAUCCCCCCGUUUUUGCUUAUAUAAACAUCUUGUAAUACCUUAUGUGACUGAAACCAAAAUGAAAUAAGUAGGCUUUUAGUUGUAUCUCUAUGUUUAGUUUAGCUGUUUAGAAAUGCUUCAGAGACUUUACCAUAUCCUUAUCAUCAUGAUAAAAUAUGAAAGGGAGAUUGCCUGCAGCCUUUUCCAGACGUGAAUUCCAUCUUCGUUGAUGAGGGCUGAUAUGGUGCUUUUUUGUAACACAGUGCAUAAUCUGAAGCCAUCAGAGUAAAGAUGAAUUUGUUUGAUGAGAAAGGAUAGAGGCAGAGGGAGGGAGAGAGAAAUGGUUACUGACAUAUUUCCCUUUGCAAUAUCAGAGAGAAACUAUUCCCAUUUGUUGUCUUCAUGUUGCCAUGGUUGGGACAGUAGUGAUGUGAAGGCUCGGUUAUUUUCAGUUUAACAACUUGACAGCUAUUGUUAUUGAAGGGCAUUUUAAUAGCAUGAACUAAUAUGUCAAUUCUGAUAGAGACAUAUAAAAGUUAUACAUUUUCAGUACUGCAAAGAGGUGAACCUAAUACUUUUGACAUUGCCAACCUUUGCCAACCGUUUAGAUGUUUUAUUUUCCAUACUUGACAAUCACUCAAAAUCCCAAUUCAUUGUAUAAAAGUGGGAUACAUAUUUGGAAGUAUAUUAAAUGAUCACACUGUUUUUUCUCUCGGGGGGUUACCAUGUAAGCAAGCACAAACACUUGCUAAAAGUUAACACAGUCUGUCAUUAGUGUCCUGGACGGCGUUUGGUGUCAUUUUGGUUUUGUUGAGUAGCCUUUAGCCCGCAGGCCUUUAGAAGAAGUGUCAACCUCGAGCAGGCUCAACUGAAGUGUUUCUCACUCUCUCACUUUCCUUCACUGUUUAGGCCAGAGCUCAAUUAAUCACCACACAAACAUAAGCUCUGAAAUACAACAUUACUGGCAAGUCAACACAUCCAAUAAUGGCACCUGCAAAAAGAGGAAAAACAUCCAGGCAACAAUGAAAACAUGCUUUGGAUAAUUCAUUUAAAGAGAUGGAGAGGUCUUCUCAUACAGCAAUACUCUUAUUUCAAUGCAGUACCGACAUUGUGACAAAGCAGACCAGAUAAAGCUAUUUAUUGACCUAUUCCAGGCGAUCUAAAUCGUCAAAAUACUAAUUCCACCAAUGAACCACGAGUGCUAGAGCCCCCAGUGUACAGUAAUGCAGACGGAUUGUUUUGAUAAUGAAGUGCAUCAUAGAUAAAUUAGCAUACGCUAACCUUUUGUUUUGUUGAUGGUGACGAAGGGGAUCCAGCAAAGGCUAGUCCCUGCCGCGAGCCAAGCGGAGUCAGGCUGGCUCAGACUGGCUCUCUUGGAAAGGCCCUGCCCCGUCACUUCCACUCAGCAUUCCCCACCUCACCCAGCCCCAGCCUUCCUUCUUCCUGACUGACAUAAGAAUAUGUAGCGACAAGCUGUCUGCCACUGCUGAAAUCUGAUUAGACAUUGAUUUCAGGGAUCGCUCCCAUUGGCUGAGGCAUAAGGCAAAUUUGUUUCUAAGAGUCUCAUGGCUGAUGCUAGUAUAAUGCAGUGAAUGGCCAUUGGCUUUCCAGUUAUACUCUUUUUAUUUAAUAAUUAGUAAAUGAGCAUAUGUACACAAACAUACUGUACACAAUGAGAAUUACUCUUUUACCUGUAUUUUGGUAUUACUGUAUUACUAAAUAUAUUUUAUUGUACAGAGUCAUCUUAUUCUGCCUCACAUGAAAACGUCUUUGGGGGAAUAACUGGUCUUGAUUACAAAUAGAGGUUCCUUACAAAACCAUUAGGUUGUUAACAUGGACUUCUUUCAUUUGUAGUAUUUCAUUGUGAGCCCUUCUCUUCUGCUUCCUUCCUAGGCUAAUGGGGGAUGGCACGAUGCAAUGACUCCAUCUUCUGUAAUCUCCCCGACAGAAGGACCUGGAAGUGUGCACUCUGAUACCUCGAAUUGAUCUGUUAUCGAUGCAUCUGAUCCCCAAGCUGUAGAGCCUGAACUUUCACUGACUGACCAACCAGAGACGAUAAACUUUUUUUCAGAACUAAUUGUCUGCUACAUCUACCAGAGUCCUCAACCCCCCCUCACAAUGAUGUUCUACAAUAUGGACACCUGAUGUUUUCUUGGUAGUUCAGUGAAGUCUUCGCUCAAACUCCAUCAGUCUCAUGAUUAUAUUUCACCAUUGCUCUAGUUUAUGUUUGUCAUUUGAAGGGGUAAGCACAUACAUAUACCAAUCAAACAAGGCCCAUAUCUUUAAUGCGCAACAUUAAUUUCAAUUGACAAUUGAUUUAAGAAGUGAUGUUCCCCAAGCUGAAUUUAUUCCUGAGUGGAUGGCAUUUGGUGUUGUCAUAUGCAUUCUAAAAUGUUUUGGUUUUGAAAUGCAAUAUAUAUCUUUUUUAUAUAUUUUGUGUUUUGUUUUAGAUCAGUUAAUUCCCUUGGCUCUUGGUAUCUUACCUACUGUAUAUUGACUAACAAAGUAGCAGUUCCAUCACUGAAUGCAAGGAGUGCAACAAAUAAGAUAUGCUACUGUUGUAAACUCACUGGCAGAUUGGGAGAGUUGCUUUCAAUAUUAGUUUUGCCUUACAACCACCAGUUUGACAUGCAGUCCUUUCAUUGACAAGACUAAUGGGAUAACACUGUAUUUUGGGACAAAAUCUUCAAGCAUAAUGACAACUUUAUAUAGUUUAACAUUCUGUGUGAGGUGAAAGUCAUGUGAUAUUCAAAUAUGUUAUUUUUGGCUAUUGGUUGAAAUAGUCAUGGGUCUAACAGUAAAUCCAACCAGUUAUAGCACUUCCUUUUGGCAUGUGACAAGAUACCAGUCACACAAAAUAUGUUGUAUAUAAUAUAGCUUAAGAGUAUUUAUACAUCCCACCAAUCAAUACACAGCUUUAUUACCUCAUUCAAACUCAUAGAAACCAAUAGAUUUUCAACAUUUCUAUAGCUUAGAGUGCUCACUUACUACCUCUAAACAAUAUCACCACCAUAGUUUUUGUCUUUUUAUUUAACAUUUUUAUUUAGUGGUUUUGAUUACAUCGUGUAAUGAACUCUUUGUUUUUGUUCAUGUAAUCUAAUGUAUAUUUUAAUCUUAAGAAAAUAAUGUUGCUUUGUAGCAACUUUAAAAAGACAAAAACAAGAAAAUGUAUGAUGUUAACAAUAAAUUAAUACUAAGAAUAAUGAGGGAGAAAAAAAGGCAUUUUUAAAAAUAAGAGGGAGAGGUGCAAAAUUGUUAAUUGGUGGAUUUUGAGGGAGGCGCUAGGAGAAUGUUGGUCAUAAAUUAACAACAAACAGUAAAACUGUUGUAAAUACUGAAGAACAUUUUGAAUGUUGCUCAUCUUGUUACUAAUUCACACAAAAAAUCAUUAUAAAAACUGUAAUGCAUAGAGGUUUCAGUAUUCAGAACUGUACAUUUCAAGCUCUGUUUGACAGGGUUCAAACUUUCUUUCUCUUUUUUGUAUUGUAUGUGAUUCUGAAACUGAUAAAGUCAUGGAAAAUGAUUUGUGGCAGUGAUUCUAACGUAUUAAAAAUGUUUAGUGUUUCUUUCUAACCCGACUACACCCUGGACUGAAAAGUCUUCCUUGUGGUAGUUAUGUGUAAUUUCAAACAUGAAUAAACGUUUUGCUUUUAA